GCGUGUGAGCUCAUUUCAGAACUAGUUGAAGAUGGGGAAAGAACAAGUGAGCGGUGAUGGAGGACGGAGCUUCAACCAGCGCGGGACGGACUACGUCCACCCAAAACCCGCGCCGCUGCUGGACUGGGCGGAGCUGAAUCUGUGGUCUUUCUACAGAGCCGUGAUUGCGGAGUUUGUCGCCACCCUUCUCUUCCUCUACGUCACCUUGGCCACCGUCAUCGGCCAAAAGCAGCAGACUGGGCCCUUGGACGGCGUCGGCACCCUAGGCAUCGCUUGGGCCUUUGGCGGCACAAUAUUCGUCCUCGUCUACUGCACCGCCGGCGUCUCUGGGGGGCACAUAAACCCGGCGGUAACCUUCGGGAUGCUGGUGGCGAGAAGAGUGAGCUUGGUGCGAGCGGUGGCGUACAUGGUGGCGCAAUGCCUGGGGGCCACUUGCGGAGCGCAGUUGGUGAAGGAUUUCACGAAGCAUUUGCACACCAUGCUCGGCGGCGGCGCCAACUUUGUUGCACGGGGCUACUCCAAGGGCUCCGCCCUGGGAGCCGAGAUAAUGGGCACCUUCCUGCUUGUUUACACCGUCUUCUCCGCCGCCGAUCCCCAGCGACAAGCACGUGACCGUCAUAUUACUGCGUUGGCGCCGCUGUCGAUCGGAUUUGCGGUUUUUAUGGCGCACUUGGCCACCAUCCCCAUCACAGGAACGGGCAUAAAUCCGGCGAGGAGCUUCGGUGCGGCCGUGAUCUACGACAGCUGGGACGAUCAGUGGAUAUUCUGGGUGGGGCCUUUCCUUGGAGCGUUCGCAGCAGCAUCCUAUCACUGGUUUGUGCUUAGAGCGGUCCCAGGGGAGUAUGAUCCAGCGGUCAUCCCUCCUACUCCCUAGUGAUAAAUAAUUCAAUUGAAAUUGGCUGUGUACUGAAUUUAUUUAUUUAUAAAGUAGUGACAAUAAUUAAUUAAUAUUGUUAUUACUUCUUAA
Diospyros lotus (date-plum) is the source of this 967-nucleotide messenger RNA. RefSeq names its product aquaporin PIP2-7-like. Gene Ontology annotation, biological process: transmembrane transport. NCBI's taxonomy places the organism in Eukaryota, Viridiplantae, Streptophyta, Magnoliopsida, Ericales, Ebenaceae. The transcript is spliced from 4 exons. The coding region runs from base 32 to 874 and encodes 280 amino acids. The record is from RefSeq and is a predicted model, not a curated record. Gene Ontology annotation, cellular component: plasma membrane. Gene Ontology annotation, molecular function: water channel activity.